This is a messenger RNA of Prunus persica (peach), 1115 nucleotides long. RefSeq lists its product as uncharacterized. The record is from RefSeq and is a predicted model, not a curated record. Bases 12 to 1115 code for a protein of 367 amino acids. NCBI's taxonomy places the organism in Eukaryota, Viridiplantae, Streptophyta, Magnoliopsida, Rosales, Rosaceae. The transcript is spliced from 4 exons.
UAUUUGAGGAAAUGGGAUCCAACGUGGAGCUGGUAUGGCCAGAGGCAGAGGUAUAUUCGUCACGGGUGAACAACUGCUCACAUGCAAAUUCAUCUCUAGCUGCAAUUCGAGCGAAGUUGAGUGCGGAACAAUUAGAACAAUUCAAGACAUCAUGCUUUGGCCAUCUUCUGAAUAUAGAUAAGAUUCAGUUUAGCGGACAGAUUGUGCAUGGGGUUGUGUUGCGUAGAGUAGCGGGGCAGGGUGUGAAAGACUUGGAUGGACUGAGUUUCUUAUUAGGGUGUGACGUUGCUCAGUUCACUCGUCAGGAUUUCUGUUUGAUCACAGGGCUUCGUUUUGGGGAAGUGCCUGAAGUUUCCAGUGGAGAGAGUAAUGAAAUCAGACUUCAGAAAAGAUAUUUUAUAGACGAAGGAAUUACAUGCAAUGCUUUAGAAGAAGCAUUUGUGAGGUGCACAGAGGAAGAUGACAUCUACAAGCUAGCUCUUGUUUACUUUGCUGAGUUAGUGGUUUUGGGAAGGGACAAACAUUUGAACAUCAAUCUAAAUUACCUGACCCUUGUAGAGGACUUGGAUGCGUUCAACAGGUAUCCGUGGGGUUCGGUGUCCUUUGACAAAACCCAAGACAGUCUAUUUUCUGCACCAACAAAGUAUGUGAAAAGCUUGGAAAAUGAAGAGGGAAGAGGGAAGGGGAAAAGUAAGGUAACGGGAACAAGCCGGAGAAAUGAGAAGGGCAAGAAGGAUAAGCAUGGUGAAGCGCAAAGGAGUGGCUGGAGUUUUAAAGGUUUCACGUAUGCUUUCCAGAUUUGGGUAUAUGAAUUAAUUCCUAGAAUGGCGGACCUGAAUUACUGCAAGGUUGUUGAUCCGACUGCUGUCCCGCGUAUUUUGCGAUGGAGAACUACUACGUCUGUUCCAGAGAUGAGAAAGUUGAACAAUUAUUUUUUCCAGAGCAAAGAGUCAGUUCAGUUGCGGGUGCUACGUCCAAGUGAAGAGGAAAUGAGACAGCCAUAUUGGAGUUGGCCACAGGAUCGCCCUGCUGUUGUCUCGGCAGAGUCAAUUCCUUCUUCAUGUGGUGAUCUUGAUGAGUUGAACAAGGUGGUCCUCAGUUUGAGCAGGAAGUAA